AUGCAUUUCACAUAUGUUUACACAAUAUGUAUAGCUGCCAGCUGUGUUCAUGCCAAAAUGUCGUGUGACGACAGCGCAUGCGUACUUCCUGCAUGUCGCUGUUUCUCAGACAGGAGCAUUCCGGGAUACCUCUCUCCGUUCCAAACGCCUCAAAUCGUGACCAUAACGUUAGAAAAUAAUAUCAGUUCCGUUAUAAAGCCUUUAUAUGAUUCGUUGCUAAACUUUCGGAAUCCAAACAAUUGUUCUAUACGGGUUUCUUUUUACAUAGAUGACAGUGGAACCGACUACAGCAUUGUGACCAACUAUGCGAGUCAAGGGCACGAGAUAGGGAUACAGUCAAUAAAUGGAACGCCGCCCAACUCCUCUGCUGAUUGGAUACACAUGAUCAAAUACAUGAAGACAAGACUUGGUAGAGACGGUAUUCCUUCAUCCUAUGGUGUGCGAGCGCCUCACCUCUCUUUCGGCGGGACAAAUGAAUAUAUCGGAAUACAGACGAACGAUAUGAUGUACGACUCAAGCUGUGUGACGUCAGAGUUUGUCUCUCCAGGAACGUUGAAAUGGCCAUUUACGUACGACUAUGAUUACGGAAUGUUUAAGUGCGAUAUCGGUACGAGUGUGGACAGGCCAUUUCCGGGUCGCUGGCAGGUGAUGCUGGCUGCCUACAGAUAUAAAGGUGUGGAAUGUGCUGUACCGGACUCUUGCGAGAAUGUCAAAACAGAAGCUGAAGCAUUUGACAUCAUUUACGAAGCAUUUCUGGAUCAUUACCUCGGAGACAGAGCACCAUAUACUGUAGUUAUCUCCCCUGCAUGGAUGCUUACUGAUUACAAGAGGGCGGGGCUGAUUAAUUUCCUCACCAACAUCACAACACAUCGAGAUGUGUGGCUGGUAUCCCAGAUACAGGCAAUACAAUGGGUAAAACAGCCGACCUCGCUGGAUCACAUCCUGGAGUUCCCUCCCUGGACUUGUUGA
Ylistrum balloti is the source of this 969-nucleotide messenger RNA. Its product is annotated as chitin deacetylase 8-like. The record is from RefSeq and is a predicted model, not a curated record. The transcript is spliced from 6 exons. Gene Ontology annotation, biological process: carbohydrate metabolic process. The coding region runs from base 1 to 969 and encodes 322 amino acids. NCBI's taxonomy places the organism in Eukaryota, Metazoa, Mollusca, Bivalvia, Pectinida, Pectinidae.